AUGGCCGCUAUCGUAUUAGGUAUAAAUGUCGAGGGUGCUAAUGGACAAAAUGGCAAUGGUCAGCAAGCUGAGAGUAUCGAUGCUCAGGAUAUGAGCACAACUGCCAGUCCUAAUGGUGGGGCUGGACGUAGUGGUGGUAGACCUGGUGGAUCAAAGGGCAAUGGAGCUGAGCCUACCGUAACAAUGGCCGACAAGUCGACAACUCCCUGUCCUAAUGCCGGUGCUGGUGGUGGGAACACAAAUCAGGCAACUACAGGACCUGCCAAGCUAAAAUUUACUAAUCUAAAAAUGGCCGGUGCUAAUCAGAAACACAAAUAAAUUUUCAUGGCUUAUAAAUAGG
This is a messenger RNA of Oppiella nova, 340 nucleotides long. The record is from the annotation of a GenBank genome assembly. Lineage: Eukaryota; Metazoa; Arthropoda; Arachnida; Sarcoptiformes; Oppiidae.